AGGUAGCCUAUGUAUGCAGAGUCUAGGCUACGCUAGCAGACCGUAUCCAGGGAACUUGCUUUAUAGACGUGUGUCCAGAAGGCAGGACAAUGUCGCCCACCGAGAUUAUGCUUCGGCUGGCUGUGAUCUGCGAGGUUCUUCUUGAAACGACCGCUUCUAAGGAUUCAGACAUGAGCCAGACCAUAGAGGCUAAUUUGGCUCAAGGACACGCGACUUUAAACGACAUGUUCAGAGAAGUUGAGAAGUUGAUGGAAGACACGCAGCAUAAAUUGGAGGAGGCGGUGCACAAGAUGGACAAUGAAAGCGCCAGACUGGGCUUUUAUGGCCAUGACCUGCCUUUGAGUUAUCACGACGGAAGGAUACAUGUGAAGAAAGCGGGAAACCAAUCCGUCUACACCAUAGAGCAAACUGAUAAGGAAACGGACAAUAGAACUGGAGCGACUCACUUUUCCAGGACCGUGAUCCAAUCCAGUGGCAGAGGGAAUGAGAUUGAUUAUAGAUGCAUCGUCGAUGAGGACUGCGAGAAGGGCAGCUACUGCCUGUACGAGAGGCUGCAGUCCAGGUGCCUGCCCUGCAAGGCUCCCCGCACGAAUUGCACAAAGGAUGAGGAGUGCUGCGCGGGACAGCUGUGUGUGUGGGGUCGCUGCUCUAAGAAGAGUGCCAAGGGUGCGGCAGGCAGUAUCUGUCAACACCAGAGCGACUGCAGCAAUGCACUCUGCUGCGCCUUCCACAGAGACCUGCUGUUUCCGGUGUGCACCCGCAAGCCGAGAGCCCGUGAGCGCUGCCACAGCCAACCCAACCACCUGAUGGAGCUGCUGUCCUGGGACAUGGAGGGGGAGGGGCCUCGGGAGCACUGCCCCUGUGCCAGGGGGCUCCAGUGCCAGCCUCACAGACAAGGGUCCCGGUGUCUGCGGCACUCUUCCAGUGACGAUGUGACUCGAGAUCCUCUGGACGUGGUCUGACCUCACUCCCAAUCGACUCUGCUUGACCCCGACGCACCAGACAGCCUGUCUGGAGAGCAUGUAGAGAUUCCUCUCUUAAAAACCUCAUUCAGUAUGCACUGUUUUAUUCUCUUGCCCCUUUAAAUUCAUGUCCAGUGUCAGAUGAAUUUGUAAAAUAAAACUUGUUUGCUCUCAUC
This is a messenger RNA of Anguilla anguilla (European eel), 1138 nucleotides long. Its product is annotated as dickkopf-related protein 3-like. The record is from RefSeq and is a predicted model, not a curated record. NCBI's taxonomy places the organism in Eukaryota, Metazoa, Chordata, Actinopteri, Anguilliformes, Anguillidae. Bases 90 to 962 code for a protein of 290 amino acids. Gene Ontology annotation, molecular function: receptor antagonist activity; co-receptor binding. Gene Ontology annotation, cellular component: extracellular region. The transcript is spliced from 8 exons. Gene Ontology annotation, biological process: multicellular organism development; negative regulation of canonical Wnt signaling pathway.